This is a messenger RNA of Beta vulgaris subsp. vulgaris (sugar beet), 665 nucleotides long. RefSeq lists its product as uncharacterized. The transcript has a single exon. The record is from RefSeq and is a predicted model, not a curated record. The coding region runs from base 93 to 506 and encodes 137 amino acids. NCBI's taxonomy places the organism in Eukaryota, Viridiplantae, Streptophyta, Magnoliopsida, Caryophyllales, Amaranthaceae.
AAUAAGUCCAAAAGAACGAGACGGUAAACUCUUAUACUUCAUCCUUGGUCUCCAAAUCUUCUCUACAACAAAGCCGACACCACUCCACAACAAUGGCGAUCGGCGACAUAGAGAAGAUGAUAGCAGUAGGUCUCAUUUGGGGUGCAACAAACGCACUAAUGAAAAAAGGCGCAAUCAUUUGGGAUCAAAAAUCACUCAACACUUUUUCACCAUCAUCCAAAAAAUCCCCACCUCAUAAUCGAAUCAUUCUCUCUCUUCAAAACUACCUUAACCUCAUCUUAACAUGGCAAUAUUCUAUCCCACUAUUUCUAAAUCUCUCAGCUUCAGCUACUUUCUUUACUAUUCUUGGAAACACACCUAUUUCUCUUGCUGUUCCUGUCACCAAUGCGACGACGUUUGCUGCUACUGCUGUUAUGGGGAUGUUAUUAGGGGAGAAAACUCGAGUUGGGUAUGCUUUGUUCGGUACUAUUGUUAUUGUUUUUGGUGUUUGGUUGUGUGUUAUGUGAUGAAUUUUAUUUUUUGAUUUGGGGAUUUGCCCAGUUUUAUAAUUUGGGUUUGUAGAUUAGAUGGAUUAUGUUUGUUUGUUUGAUUGAUUUUUGAAUUGAGUUAUGUGUUGUAUGAUUGGGGAUUUGAAACUUAUUGAUGGUGUUGUUUGAUUUUUGCAA